This is a messenger RNA of Pediculus humanus corporis (human body louse), 3291 nucleotides long. RefSeq lists its product as uncharacterized. The transcript has 18 exons. Gene Ontology annotation, cellular component: P-body; nucleoplasm. NCBI's taxonomy places the organism in Eukaryota, Metazoa, Arthropoda, Insecta, Psocodea, Pediculidae. Gene Ontology annotation, biological process: positive regulation of nuclear-transcribed mRNA poly(A) tail shortening; miRNA-mediated post-transcriptional gene silencing. The record is from RefSeq and is a predicted model, not a curated record. Bases 1 to 3291 code for a protein of 1096 amino acids.
AUGAAACUUAGUCCAAUAAAAGGUUUUGGAUUGUGCAUCAUGUCGAAAUGCCUUAAUUCUGCUAAACCAAAUAUAGUAUUGACUGAAGAUGUUAAUCAUUCCAUCGAGAAUGAAAAUCAUUCCAAAGAGAAUGAAGAAUUAAUACCAAAACAAAGCUCAAAUCGCUCAAAUAAUAACGAUAUGAGAGAUAAUACUCAAAUGAAGUUGCAAUAUUACUCUCCCAUGGUUUAUGCUACCAGCAUAGAAUGUGAUGGACCUGCUUCAAAUAUAAGAUGGGGUAUUCCAAAAGGUCUUGGUCUUCGAGGUGGAGGAGAGAACUCUUUGAAUACAGGAACAUCUGGAUGGGGUACCCCAGCAGCAUCAGGAGGUUCUAGCUGGGGCGGUAAUCCUCCAGGUCCGCCUCAAGGUCAAUGGGGUGCCAACAGGCCUCCUAACCAAUCUAAUACCAAUGCUACCCAACAGCAGGGUACAGAUUUUAAUCAGAACAAAACACAAAAUAGUGGACAACAACCUGGGCCUUCACAAAAUCAAAGCAAUGCUCAACAAUCACAGCAACAGGGUGGUAACAAUAGUCAACAACAAUCCUCUUCUCAAGGGCAGAAUCAAUCUGGAAAUCCUCCCAAUACUAGUUGGGCUCAAGCUGCUGCAAAGGGGUUACCAAAUUCUAAUCAAAGCCAAAAUGCUGCUCAAAGUAGCGCUACUAAACAAUUAGAACAACUAAAUAAUAUGAGAGAAGCUCUUUUCAGCCAAGAUGGUUGGGGAGGCCAACAUGUCAAUCAAGAAACUAAUUGGGAAACUCCUGGUUCUCCUGAGCAAGGAGUAAAGAGUGAUUCUCAAGGAAACAGUGGAAAUGCCUCGGGUGUUUCAGCACCAAUGUGGAAACCAAAUAUUAACAAUGGUACAGAUUUGUGGGAAGCUAAUUUAAGAAACGGUGGUCAACCUCCUGCUCAGCCACAAAAUAAAACUCCUUGGAACCACACACCUUCAACUAAUUUGGGAGGAACUUGGGGAGAAGAAGAUGAAACAAAUGAUUCCUCUAAUGUUUGGACUGGCGUUCCACCUAAUAACACUAAUAAUUCUUGGUCAGGGCCCAAUAAUACUAAUAAUUGGCCCUCUGCUCCCGAGAAAAAGGCUGAGUGGACUGCUAAUAGCACUUCUGGUGCCACCGGUCCAGCGUGGGGUGAUCCGAGAAAUGUUGCAAUUGAUCCCAGGGAAAUGAAUCGAGAAAUGCCUGGUGGUGUAAUGAGAGGAGAUCCUCGAGGAGUUUCAGGAAGACUUAACAAUACAUCAGAAAUGUGGGCUAUGCAACAGCAGCACCAAACACAACAACCUCAACAACCACAACAUCCUCCGAAUAAAAUGGGACCUAGCGUGCCACCAACUGGUACAAAUCAAUGGUCGGGUAAUUUACCAAAAGAAUUGACUGACAUCUCUCCUGCUCAAAGACGAAAUAUUCCUAACUAUGACGAUGGAACAUCUUUAUGGGGCCAACAGCAAGCACACUUACCCGCUGGUAGUAUGGGCCGAGGAAACAUGCCUUGCCCUCCUGGAAUGCCACAAAACAGAAUUCCUGGAGCUGGUAACAAUAUGAAACCUGACAAUCCCGUUUGGGGUCAACCAGCACGAAAUGGAGCUUGGGACAGUCAUGAUGCAGGCCCCCCUGUUGGAGGUCCUAAACCUAAUAAAGCGCCAGGUUGGACUGAAGAUUUGAUAGAUUCAUCCUGGGUUCAUCAAUCGAUGCAAAGACAGCAAAUGCCGAAACAAUUUUCGAAAGAUUUGAUUUGGGCUAGUAAGCCAUUUAAAAUGCUUUCUGAAAUGAAUUUUAAGAAGGAAGACGUCGAAAACGCUUUGAGAACUGCAAAUAUGAGUGUUCAAGAUGCUUUUGAAAUUCUUACCGCUACUUCUAGAAUGCCAGAAGCGUGGAACAGGAGGCAGGACGAACAUUCUUUUGAUCAAGCUAAUGCAUCUUUUUCAAGGGGUUUUAAUCCCAGUCAACAAGUAUCUUUCCCUCCAGUAAUUUAUUUUUUUUUUUUUUUUACUCCAGCUUUCAUUAAUUACACAUUUUUUAAAAAAAAAAAAAUUUUAUUCAAUUCUUAUCCUUAUUCACAGCAAUCUAGUAAUCAAUUAAAUCAAGGGCAGCAAAGGCCUGGAACAAGUCAACCUAGUCAGCAACAAUUAAAAAUGUUAGUUCAACAAAUUCAAAUGGCAGUUCAAGCAGGGUAUCUUAAUCAUCAGAUAUUGAAUCAAUCAUUAGCACCUCAAACUUUGUUUAUGCUCAAUCAACUUCUUCAACAAAUUAAGGUGUUGCAGCAGCUAAAUCAACAACACAAUUUAAUGUGUUUAGGAGGACAGUUAAAAAACAGUAAUGCGGCUCUCCAGCUAUCCGUUCAAAUCACAAAAGUUAAACAAAAUAUUAGUAAUUAUCAGGCAACUCAGCAAGCAGCUCAUGUUAAGCAGCAGGCACACUUAAUGUCGCAAAAUGACCCACCAGUCGACUUGUUUAAGUCAAAUUUGACUGAUCCCCUCAAUGCACUCCAAACCAAUUUUUCUGAUCUCAGUCUUAAUAAAGAUUCUUCAGCCCAGCAAUCUCGUUUAAACCAGUGGAAGUUACCGUCUCUUGACAAAGAUGGUGAAGGAAACGAAUUUAGUCGUGCGCCAGGAACUACCUCUAAAAGUUCAUUACCCCAAGGUCAUUCAUCACCAAAUAUAAAUCCUUUAUUGGGACAGACUGAUAGUACUUGGUCUUCAGUUGGCCGUUCGAAUUCUGAUACGGGGUGGCCAGAUUCUGCAACCAAUGACAUCACAUCGGAUUCUAAAGAUACCCAGUGGAAUUCUUCUCAGGCUCCGGCCAAUGCAUUUGCUGAUAUUAUACCGGAGUUCGAGCCGGGUAAACCUUGGAAGGGCACACAGAUCAAGUCGGUAGAAGACGACCCGUCCAUGACUCCUGGUUCCGUUGCUCGGUCUCCUCUUUCACUUGCCACUAUAAAAGACACAGAAAUUCUGUCUUCCAGCAGUAAGAGCUCACCACCUGCUACAAGCACUGUCGAUACAGUCCCUCCACUUAGUUUAAGUAGCUCACCAUGGACUUUCAAUCCAGCUAGUAGCUCAGUAUAUACCAGCGCUUUAUCCAAAUUAACCAAUUCAAAGCCUUGGGGUGAAACUCCUCCAACUGCAGCAGGGUCAAAUGAAUUAUGGCUAGCUCCAGGUAAAGCUAGAGGACCUCCCCCAGGGUUGUCAGCCAAAGUUCCACAGAAUAAUUGGGGUUGUGAGUAUUUUAUUAAUUACAUUUAA